AUGACCGAAGCGGCUGUACUGACUUGCGUGAAACUUUGCAAGGCCUCCACGUACAUAAACAUAUCGGACUCUGGAAAUGUCACUUUUGUGCUUGUCAAAUCUGUUAUUAAUGACUUAAAGACCCUUCUCUUCAAUCCAUCCAAGGCGUUCUUCCGGAGCAACUACAACCCCGGAUACUCCGAUUUAGACCUGAUGACCGACUGUUUCGUCUCCCUCUUCAGGAUUAUGCCUCACACAAAUGACGCUAUGAAAGUCUGUCUGAACCUUAGCAGCAACAGCUUCUAUCACUCUGUUAUUGUUAACUCACUCCUAAGGAUUAUAAACCAACCCCGCUUGCCCUGGUGGCCUCAAAUUGAGCUGCUGUACCCUCGCGCAGCGGAGUUACGAGCUAUGUUCACGGACACUUUGAAUAAGGCUACACAGGGUUACAUAGCGCAUACGCCGCUCCGCAUGAUAUCCUUGUCACUCAAGGCGAAAGAAAGCAAGAUAGAAGAGAUACCGGUGUACAAGACGUUACUUCUGUAUCUAGUGAAGCUGAUACACGCUGACCCUAUGCUGAUGCUCAGUAACCCAGGUCGUUCAGGAGUAGAAAUUCAGUCUGCAACUACUGAGCUGAUCAACGGUCUCGUAUCACUAGUCCAUCACACCGAUAUGGGAGAAAUAUCUCAAGAGGCAAUGGACGCGCUGCUUGCCCUGCACAAACCGGAUAUGGUCCAAAUGUGGAACCCAGAGGCACCUCUUAAUACCUUUUGGGAUAUAAGUUCACAAGUGGUGUACAGUAUAAGCCAAAAGCUAAUACAACGUCAGAUAAGCAACUAUAGAGAGGUUCUUCGCUGGCUCCGCGACGUGUUGAUAUGUCGGAACGAGUUUCUCUCCAAACACAAGGAAUACGCUAACGUCGGGUCACAGAUACCUAUUUGCAAGCAAGCUCAUAUUAAGUUAGAGGUGGUCUUCUUAAUGUGCUUAUGGUCUAUUGACACCGAAGCGGUUCUCGUGGCUAUGUCCUGCUUCGCCCUGCUUUGUCGCGAGGCGGAUAUCCGGUGUGGCGCUGAUGACCUAUCAACGCAUUGCCUGUUGCCCAACUACUCUGUGUUUCAGGAAAUCGCUCAAACUUCAACUGUGCUGACCACUAGUACAGCUGCUCUGCAAAAGCGAAUAAUGGCCCUACUGAGAAAAAUAGAACACUGUGUAAAUGGCAUACAACCAGUUUGGGAGGAAACAUUUAGAUGUUGGGAUUCCCUGUGCAAACUUCUUCAAAAGUACCCUAAAGGGUUUGGCAUGAUGGAAGACGGAACAGAGCCCCUUCAUCGAGCUAAAAGAAGAGUCUCACACCAUACCAGUGCAGAACAUGAUUUUGAAAUGCAAAUACAGGAAUGGGCAAAUAUAACAUCAUUCCUAUGCGCUUUGGGCGGUGUGUGUUUGCAAAGAAAACCCACAACUGUAUGGGCUCUUGGUCACGAUUCCAGAAAAUACCAUGUUUUGGCAAACAGCACGCAGGAAGUCCAAUAUUGUCCAGUAACUCAAUUCAUAGGCCAACUGCUUCGCCUUUUGCUAUGCAACAAUGAACGCUUCGCUGCUCAUAUACAAUGUCAUGUGAAGGAACUAGUGGGCAAGGAAAUGUCUCCAGCAUUAUAUCCCAUACUAUUUGAUCAAAUUAAAGCCAUUGUCGAUAAGUUCUUCGAUCAACAACAACAGGUUAUGCUGACAGAAAUGAACACUCAAUUCGUGGAGCAUACGAUUUUCAUCAUGAAGAGUAUACUUGAUAAUAAUAACAGCAAUAAGGGUGUGGGCCAGCCCGAGCAUCUUAGCAGUACUUCGAUUGAAGGCCUCAUGUUGGCUAUUGUCAGGUAUGUUCGUCAUCUGGACAUGACUGUUCUGUCGGUGCACAUAAAAACGAAGCUCUGCCAAGUGGUCGAAGCUAUGAUGAGGCGUCGCGACGAUUUGUCGUUCAGACAGGAAAUGAAAUUUCGCAACAAAAUGGUGGAAUAUGUGACCGAUUGGGUUUUGGGGACCAGCCAUCAAAUUGCGCCGCCUUUGAGGGCGGAUGCUUCAUCUAUUACCAGGCAUGUGAUGUGUCCCAGAGAGCUGGACCAGGCCUGCAUGGAGGCGGUGGCUGCGCUGCUCAAAGGGCUCCCGCUGCAGCCUGAGGAGUCAGACCGGGGGGAUCUGAUGGAGGCCAAGAGCCAGCUCUUUCUCAAAUAUUUCACAUUAUUCAUGAACCUCUUGAAUGAUUGCAAUGAAGUGGAGAUUACUGAAGGACCCGGCCGUCUCGACACCUUGAGAAAAGCCACAAUCCAGGCUAUGUCUAAUCUUCUUAGUGCUAAUAUUGACUCUGGAUUGAUGCAUAGUAUCGAUCUUGGCUACCACCGAGACUUACAGACUCGCGCUGCCUUCAUGGAGGUGUUGACUAAGAUACUUCAGCAAGGUACAGAGUUCGAUACUCUGGCAGAAACGGUACUGGCUGAUAGAUUUGAGCAGCUAGUUCAAUUGGUUACGAUGAUAUCUGAUAAGGGUGAACUACCGAUAGCGAUGGCGCUGGCGAGUGUAGUCAGUACGUCACAAAUGGAUGAGCUAGCAAGGGUAUUCGUCACUCUGUUUGAUGCUAAACACCUACUAGCUCCACUUCUUUGGAAUAUAUUCUACAGGGAGGUUGAGGUCUCAGACUGUAUGCAAACUCUUUUCCGAGGCAACUCGUUAGGUAGCAAGAUAAUGGCCUAUUGCUUUAAGAUAUACGGACAUACAUACUUACAAAGUCUUUUGGAACCAAUCAUAAACUCUCUUUUGGAACAACCUGAGUUGAGUUUUGAAGUCGAUCCCGCAAGACUGGACCCAAGCGAAGACAUAGACGUGAACAGAGCAAAUUUGAUAGAACUCACGAAGGAAGUCUUUGAACGUAUCGUCAACUGUGCCGAUAUGUUCCCCCCACAAUUGAGGAGCAUGUGCCACUGUUUGUAUCAGGUUUUGAACAAACGAUUCGCUCAGUUUCCCCACACUAGUGUUGGUGCUGUUGGUACUGUACUCUUUUUGAGAUUCAUCAAUCCGGCUAUUGUUUCACCACAAGAAAUGGGCAUAGUCAACAGACCGAUACCACCCCAAAUAAAGCGAGGCUUGAUGCUGAUGUCCAAGAUAUUGCAGAACAUCGCAAACCACGUGGAGUUUUCCAAGGAGCAGCAUAUGUUGCCAUUUAAUGACUUCCUUCGAAUUCAUUUUGAAACUGGACGCAAAUUCUUCAUACAAAUAGCAUCUGACUGCGAAAGCGUGGAGCAAGCGGCUCAUAGUCUAUCGUUUAUCAGCGACGCGAAUGUGUUGGCGUUGCAUCGGCUUCUGUGGAAUCAUCAAGAGAGGAUUGGGGACUAUCUAUCGAGUAGUCGCGAUCAUAAGGCGGUUGGACGGCGGCCCUUUGACAAGAUGGCAACACUACUGGCUUAUCUAGGUCCACCAGAACACAAGCCCGUGGAAUCAACUUCAAGUCUCCUAUUUUCAUCAUACGCGCGCUGGUCUUCCAUAGACAUGUCUUCCACGAACUUCGAAGAGUUCAUAGUGAAGCACAAUAUGCAUCAAAAGGAGGAGUUUAAGAGUAUCAAAAGUUUGAACAUCUUCUACCAAGCGGGGACCAGUAAACUCGGCAAUCCUGUAUUCUAUUUUAUCUCUAGGAGAUAUAAAAUCGGUGAAGUGAACGCCGACCUGCUGAUAUACCACGUCAUCCUCACACUGAAGCCGUUCUGCCAACAGCCCUUCGAGCUGAUCAUCGACUUCACCCACACCAACUCUGAUAACAGGUUCAGAACGGACUUCCUUCAGAAAUGGUUUACAGUGCUCCCGGAAGUUGCGUACACCAAUAUUCAGGCUUGCUAUAUAUACAAUUGCAACAGCUGGGUUCGCGAGUAUACAAAGUUUCAUGAAACAAUUUUAGCACCAUUAAGGGGCAACCGGAAACUGAUAUUCAUAGACAAUCACGCUCGUCUAUGCGAUUACAUAGACUCGGAGCAGCAAAAGUUGCCAGGAGCGACACUGGCGUUGGAGGAAGACCUCAAAGUGUUCAAUAACGCGCUGAAACUGUCACAUAAGGAUACCAAAGUUGCCAUAAAGGUUGGUCCUACAGCGCUGCAGAUUACUUCGGUGGAGAAAACCAAAGUUCUUGGAUUUCCUGUUCUCUUGAACGAUGUUUAUUAUGCAUCAGAGAUUGAUGAGGUUUGUCUGGUGGAUGACAACCAGUUUUCGCUGUCCAUCGUAAAUGAGGCGACGCCGCUUAGUUUUAUUCAUAACGACUGCGAUAAUAUCGUGCAGUCGAUCAUACAUAUACGGAAUAGAUGGGAGCUGAGUCAGCCGCAAGAUUCAGUGACCGUCCAUCAGAAGAUAAGACCGAAGGACGUACCGGGAACUCUUCUCAAUAUGGCCCUCCUAAACUUGGGUUCUUGCGAUCCGAACCUACGUACCGCCGCCUACAAUCAGCUGUGCGCACUGACCGCCACUUUUCAUCUAAAAAUCGAAGGGCAGUUGUUGGAAACGUCAGGGCUUUGCAUUCCAUCAAAUAACACAAUAUUUAUAAAAUCUGUCAGCGAGAAACUGGCGCAUAACGAACCACAUCUAACGCUGGAAUUCUUAGAGGAGUGCAUUCAGGGUUUUCGAGGUUCCACGAUUGAAUUAAAACAUUUAUGUCUAGAAUACAUGACGCCGUGGCUCGCUAAUUUAGUCAAGUUCUGCAAGCCGACAGAAGAAUCGCGUAGACAGAAACAAGUUGCGCAGAUUCUAGAGAAACUAAUCGAUCUGACAAUUGAGGAGACGGAGAUGUAUCCAUCUGUGCAGGCCAAGAUUUGGGGCUCGAUUGGCCAUGUGCCGGAGCUGAUCGACAUGGUGUUAGACAGCUUCAUACAGAGGAGUGUGGACUCCGGUCUUGGAUCUCCCAUGAUAGAAAUAAUGGCGGACACAGCAGUUGCCUUGGCUUCGGCUAAUGUACAGCUUGUGUCUAAGAAAGUCAUUGGACGCAUGUGUAGAGCGCUAUCGAAGCUACCCAAUAACACAUUGGGCCCUAUUACUCUAGCUACUGUUGUCGACAAGACGUGUCACUCGCCAACAGCGAUGCUGGAACAGCACAUGAUGUGGGACGACAUAGCAAUACUAGCGAGAUACUUGUUGAUGCUGUCAUUCAACAAUUGCUUGGAUGUGGCGCGUCACUUGCCGUACCUGUUCCACACAGUCACUUUCCUGGUCUGCUCUGGGACUGUUUCUAUGCGAGCUGCCACUCAUGGCCUGGUCAUCAAUAUCAUCCACUCGCUGUGUACUUGCAAUUCACCUACCUUUUCAGAGGAAACUCAACGUCUGCUAAUGCUCUCCUUGGAUGAGUUCGCUCUGCCGAAGUUCUACCAGAUGUUCGGGAUAUCGAAGGUCAAAUCAGCAGCUGUCACCGCCUUCAGGAGUCCAUAUCAUAGACAUACUGGCGAUUGGUACUCAGAACACUCCUAUGGCUGCAGCCAGUCGUCCUGCAUCAUGGGACCGAUAAUGGCGUCGUCUGUGACCGACCGCGAGAGACUCCCGCUUCAGUCAUUGGAGACAAUCACGGACGCCCUUCUCGAAAUCAUGGAGGCGUGCAUGCGAGACAUCCCGGACUGUGAUUGGUUGAAGACAUGGACGUCUCUAGCCAGAAGCUUUGCGUUCUGCUUCAAUCCUGCGUUGCAACCGAGGGCGCUAAUAGUAUUCGGCUGUAUUAGUAAGAAUGUAACAGAUGACGAUAUGAAACAACUUCUUCGGAUAUUAGUGAAAGCGCUGGAAUCCUUCAAUGAUAUGGCUCUGCUGGAAGCGAUAAUCAUGUGUUUGACCAGACUGCAGCCGUUGUUGGAUGCGGAAUCUCCCAUACACAAAGCAUUGUUCUGGGUGUCUGUGUCUGUACUUCAACUAGACGAACCGACACUGUAUGCUGCUGGACUCGCUCUUCUAGAACAGAACCUUCACACCCUCGAUUCUCAGGGACACUUUGAGACUAAGACGUUGCAGCAGGUAAUGAUGGAGACCAGAGAGCCUCUGGAGUGGCACUUCAAACAGCUAGAUCACGCGGUUGGACUCAGUUUCCGAUCGAACUUCCACUUCGCACUAGUGGGUCACCUGGUGAAGGGGUACAGGCAUCCAGCGCCUGGCACGGUUUCGCGGACUGCUCGAGUUCUCAGCGCUUUACUGGCGCUAGUGGCUAAACCAGAUAGAGACAAGUUCAAAGCCACGCAGCAUACAGUUGCUUAUUUAACUGCUCUGGUGUGUGUGAGCGAGGAAGUAAGAUCACGCUGUCCCGUCAAACACUCGCUGCCGAAAUGGUUACUGGCUGACAAUUGUGACCACUAUUGUCCAGCCGCUGAUCAUUUACAGUCCUCCAUGUUAAUACAAGGGCGGGUGUCGUCCACAUCAUGUCAUAGCCGUCGACAGAAAUCCUGGGACAUAUUGGAGCAAACAUCGACGUAUGGUGGUAAAUCCCCGACUGUUCCAUCGUCUAGUAAUGGCGGUCAGAGCCCACAUCCAUCCAACAUAUCACAUCAGGACAGCGAAGGUCGUGCGCAUAGUGUGCAGCACGGCGCUACUGGUGAUGCUGCAAGGGAAAGCACAGAAGAUACACCAGAUGUGGACGACGACGGCCGUGACUCCCAAGGCAGCAUAGAUGACUCGGAACGCCCGGCCUCCACCAAGUCUGGUGAUAGCUACCCAGCAUCUGAAGAUAAGAGGAGGCGAUCUAAAUCACAAGCGAUGAGCGUCACGCGAUCUCCACCGGAACGUGCAAGUGGUUCACUGCAAGACUUACGUGAUCUAUCCGCGGUCACAUCUGACAGUAAAUGCUUACAUAGAAAACGGAAACAGCCGGACGAGGACAGUCGGGUGACAGAACAGCUUACUAUAUUUCGACAGGAAAUGAUGGAUUUUUUCCGGGACUUCAAGAAAUCACAAGAUGAGUACUAUAGCGAAAUUAAACAGAACGUAAAUGAAAUAAAGGGAGAAAUUACACACAUUAAACAAAUAAAUGAAAACUUAAAUUUGGAAGUGAAAAGCCUAAAGGAAAAUUUUGAAAAUCUUAAAAGCACAAAUAUAACUUUAACAACAAAAAUUAACAGCCUUGAAAAAGAACUGGAUUCCAUACAUCAACAGCAAAAUUCGCAAAAUAAUACAUUAUCCCAAAAGUCGCUUAAUCUUAACUACUUGGACCUCAUAAUGGAGCUUGAAGACCGGUCUCUGCGCGAAAGGAAUAUCAUCAUUGAGGGUAUUUUAGAAACUGACUCUAAACAAUCUUCUACCCGCCGUGAAUAUGAUUCUAAGGAAGUUAUGAAACUAUUAACAAUAGUAAAAAGUGAUUGCCCAUUACCGAAAUCGGUUUUUAGGCUGGGAAGAUAUGAACAAGGUAAAAGUAGGCGGCUUAAGUCUUCAACGGAGAAGAACGCGACGGAAUACAACAGUUUGCUUGAUCCCUCCGUGUUGUCGGACUUCACUACGCAGGCGCUAGUCUUGACAGUACUUGCUACUUUAGUCAAAUACACUUCAGAUGAAGACGAAAUAAGAAUAUUAUAUCAAUACUUGGCUGAAGGCUCUAUCGUGUUCCCCAAAGUUUUUCCAGUCAUACAUAGCCUAUUGGAUAUGAAAAUCAAUCAUGUUUUAAUGCACUGCAGCGAUCAAGUCAUUUUAAGCGCAGUACAAUGUAUUAUUCAGAACAUGAUAGCCUCGGAGGACGCCAGCCAGCAGCAGCUGCACUAUAUGCAGAGUUGUGGCUUCGGCGGUCUGUGGCGAUUCGCGGGGCCGUUCACCAAGAAUCAAUGCACAGCGGAGAGUAGCGAGCUAUUCGUGAAUUGCCUAGAGGCGAUGGUGGAGACUUGUCUACCUGGUGACGAGCCACCCCCGCGAACACCACCACCAGACCCUGAUCACAUCGACGCUGAGAGAUAUGUUGCAGGUGGACAUCGACCUUCAACAAUAUACUGCCCGGGACAAGAGCCAUAG
Messenger RNA from Leptosia nina, 7965 nucleotides. NCBI's taxonomy places the organism in Eukaryota, Metazoa, Arthropoda, Insecta, Lepidoptera, Pieridae. The record is from the annotation of a GenBank genome assembly.